UGAGCAAGCACAAGCACAACUACAACUGCAAAUUCACAAUGCUAUCUUUCUCUCAAUUUCCGGUCCCUCUCUUCUUUUUCCUCUCUAUCCUCACCCUGCAGUGCCUCACAUCCCUUGCAGCAAAAUGCCACGUGGACGAUAAGAGCGGGUUGUUAGCAUUCAAGUCGGGUAUCACAUCUGACCCAUCGGGUAUGCUAGCAUCCUGGAAAGCAAGUACUGACUGUUGUACGUGGUCGGGUGUAUCUUGUCGGGUAGAAAAUCGGGUCACAGAGUUAUCACUCUCCGGACGACCCGAAAAAAAUGAAAUCUUAUCUGGUACCAUCUCGUCAUCUCUCUCUAAACUAAAAAAGCUAAACGGUAUUUAUUUUACGAAUCUUAAGAACUUAAAGGGUACACCGAAUUUUCUCCUUACUCUACCUGAAAUUCAAUUUGUUUACAUCGAAAACAACAUGUUCUCGGGUCGUAUACCCGAAAGCAUUGGUAACUUGACCCAACUUGGUGCUCUGAGUUUCAUGGGUAACCGGUUAACUGGCCCGAUACCGAGUUCUAUCGGUCAGUUAACUCAGUUGACUCAGCUCAAACUCGGUAACAAUAUUCUCACUGGCACUAUACCAAAGACAUUAAGCAAUCUCAAGAACUUAACUUAUCUGAGUUUAGAGAAAAAUCAACUCAGUGGAUCAAUACCAAACUUCUUCAAUUCCAUUCCUGAGCUCAUAAUCUUGACACUUUCUUACAACAAAUUUACUGGAAAUAUUCCAACUAGUAUUGCAGCUCUAGCUCCACAACUACGUUACCUUGAGCUAGGACACAAUUAUUUAAGCGGUCAAAUCCCAGAUUUUCUUGGAAAAUUCCGUGCUCUAGACACAUUAGAUCUUUCUUCUAACAAAUUCUCAGGAACUGUACCAAAAUCCUUUGCAAAUCUUACCAAAAUAUUCAAUCUUGAUUUAUCCCAUAAUCUUCUUGUGGACCCAUUUCCAACAUUGUUUGUAAAAGGCAUUGAGUCUCUUGAUCUGUCAUACAAUAAUUUCCACUUAGGUACAAUUCCAAGUUGGGUCACUACUUCUCCGAUUAUAUACUCUUUGAAGCUAGCAAAAUGUGGGAUCAAGAUUAAAUUGGAUAAUUGGAAGCCAAAGACAACUUAUUUUUAUGACUAUAUUGAUCUUUCGGAUAACGAGAUUAGUGGAAGUCCAAUUGGAUUGUUGAACAAGACUGAUUUCUUGGUGGGAUUUUAUGCUUCUGGGAAUAAAUUGAAGUUUGAUUUGGAGAAAUUAAGGAUUGUUGAGACACUGAAGGAUUUGGAUUUGUCAAGGAAUAUGAUUUAUGGGAAAGUUCCAAAGGCAAUUUCUGGACUACAAAAGUUGAAUUUGAGUAGUAAUCAUUUGUGUGGUCAACUUCCACCGACAAAGUUUGGAGCUAAUUCUUUUGCUGGAAAUAAAUGUCUUUGUGGUUCACCAUUGUCACCCUGCAAAGCUUAGUUCAAAAUUAGUGUUUGGAUUGUGUUGUUUUACAGUUAUAGCAGUGCCAAUAAUUUGGUGUUGUACAACCCGCUGCACUUUGCUUUUAUGAAAUGAAUGUGUUUGACCA
Molecule: messenger RNA, 1584 nt
Organism: Lycium ferocissimum
Lineage: Eukaryota; Viridiplantae; Streptophyta; Magnoliopsida; Solanales; Solanaceae
Product: leucine-rich repeat protein FLOR 1-like
Exons: 1
Coding region: 39-1475 (478 amino acids)
Molecular function (GO): protein binding
Source: RefSeq, a predicted model, not a curated record